AUGUGCGCAGGGCUGGUGUUAGAGGGCAAGCCACUGCCCACGUCGCCACCUCCAUAUGACGUUAAGGUCGACUCCAAUGAGCCCGACGGUGCAGAACCCAUGGUCAUGGGAGCGUCGAAGCGCAAGCCGCCGAAGAAGACCAAGACGCGCAAUGCUGCAGCAUCCAGCUCCAAGGUCAAGGGUGGCGAGGAGGUCGAGGCGACAAAGCAGAAGGCGACCGCCAUGCCCUAUGAAGCCAAUGCUGAAGGCGAGGCCUCGGUGGAGAAAUCGUCGAAGUCCAAGUGCGCCACCGAGUCCGCCACCGCCACUGGAGCUGUGGCUCUGUCCAACUCUGGCGAGGUCGCCAACUCUGGCGAGGUCACCAACUCUGGUGAGGUCUCCAAGUCUGGUGCACCUGCCAAGUCUGGUGCAGUCGCCAAACCUGGCAAAGGUAAGAAGUCAGGACCCAAGCCAAAGCUGGUGAGGAGCCAAAACUCAGGUGUGCAAGAUGGUGGUGAGGUCACCAGGACCUCAGUACGUGAGGCGGAUGAGGUCCCGCCUGCCAAGUCUGUUGCGAAGGAGGGUGGGCAGAUGACAAGGGUGGCAAUGGGAGGUUGCUCAGGCCCAAUGGUGCUCGUGAUCACCAGGAAGGCCAAGGUGAAUGCUCGGAAGGCAGCAGCCAAGGCGCCUCUGGUGGAAGGCGAUGGUAUGGAGGAAGCCGCCAGGCUGGCAAUGGAGGCGGUGCAGGCUAGGGCCUUCCAAACAGGGCCAGCUGCUCCGCUGCAAGCUAGCAGCAGCAAGCGCAUGCUGACACCAGUCGCCGACAAACCAGAGGAUGUGCCAGAGUUUCGGGCAGAGGUGGCGGAGGAUCAGCGCACGUCCUUGGAGUGGCCACACGAUGAUCGGCAGCAUUCACUGCUGACACGCCACGAGAUGAGUGCAGGAGCUGCCGAGGUGGCACAGGAGGUGACACCCUCCCUGGAGGUAUCCAAGGCGUCGAAGGGAGUGAAGUCCUCCGCAUCAGCGAAGGCGGGACACGUCGAUGGAGGGCGAAGGCCAGCAAAGAAGGGCACCACACUGGACCACAAGGCAGUGAAGAAGGAGGCAGAGGCGAAAAGGGACACGAAGGCGAAUCGUCUCAGAGCAGUGCCUCCAACCAGCAAGGGGAUACAGCACCCCACUUGCGCGAUGUCCAGUGAGUGUCGACAGGAAGUCCUGCUCUGGCGAAUGAAGGCGACACCACCAGUGGAGUUCCUGGCGCACAAGGAUGGGAUGGAAGUCCAAUUCCAGGAGAGGAUGGCGGACCUCAACACCGUCAAGGCAGAGAUCACAGCGGUGCUCCAGCGAAUGAACCCGCCAUCCGCACUUCAAGAAAAUGCCCGAAGCAUUCGCAAAGAGGCCAAGUUGGCGAUGGAAGAGUUUCGCAGGCCGGUCACCAUUGAGCUUCAGGAGAGCAUGAAGUUGGCAGUGGUGGACCUCGUCGCCAAGCGACAUUGCCUGCCAGAGCUCAAGGAGAAGGUCAACAGGUUGGAGCAAGGCGCAAACCAGACGGUGAGCCAGGCGGACAUCGAGAAGCUGCAGGGUGAAUUGGCCGAUCUCCGUCAUUCGAUGGAGCUCCAGGCAGCAUGGUCAGACAGCAUGGAGAAGGAGCUCAGGUCUUCAGCGGCAGAGGCGAUCGCUCAAGUGAGCAAGCUGGAGAUGGAGUUGACACUCGCCAAAGAGGAUUCGAUGGUGGUGGCGACGUCCGCUUUGGAUGAAGCAAAGAAGGUGAUGAAGGAGGUGGCGACAGCGAGAGAGGAAACCUCGCUGGUGGCGAAGUCUUUGGAUGCAUUCUGA
Sparassis crispa is the source of this 1815-nucleotide messenger RNA. RefSeq lists its product as hypothetical. The transcript has 4 exons. The record is from RefSeq and is a predicted model, not a curated record. Lineage: Eukaryota; Fungi; Basidiomycota; Agaricomycetes; Polyporales; Sparassidaceae. Bases 1 to 1815 code for a protein of 604 amino acids.